This is a messenger RNA of Hymenoscyphus albidus, 966 nucleotides long. The record is from the annotation of a GenBank genome assembly. NCBI's taxonomy places the organism in Eukaryota, Fungi, Ascomycota, Leotiomycetes, Helotiales, Helotiaceae.
AUGCCUCCUAGUCGCUCGGUUAUAAUCACUGGUGGGACAGCUGGUCUUGGACUUUUUGCGGCUCGCGAGAUCGCUAAAGCACAUCCUGAAUACCUUGUGGUUCUGGCGUCAAGGAACGAUGGCGACGGCGCUGCAGACAAGAUCAACGCCGGCCUUCAGCAAGAAAACACGGUCUAUGUGCCCCUUGAUCUAUCCGAUAAUGCAAGCGUUCGCAAAUUUGCGGAGAAAUGGGCGUCGAAGAAUCACCCACCGAUUCAAGCUCUCCUAUUGAACGCUGGUCUUCAGUUUCCAGGCGCUCUGCAGAAAAACUUCGAGGGCCUCGAAAAGACCUUCGUCAUUAGCCACAUUGGACACGCCCUCCUAUUUCACCUUCUCUGCCCUUACUUUGCACCAAAUAUUCGCGUGGUCGUCACCUCCAGUGGAACACAUGAUCCCGCCAAGAAGACAGGCCUCCCUGAUGCAGUUUACCACUCCGCUGAGGAACUAGCCCAUCCUCCUACUUCUGCCGUGAAAAUCCCAGGUAGACAGCGUUACUCAACCACAAAGCUUGCCAACGUCUUGUGGACGUACGCGUUGAACAGUCGACUUGUGCGGCGUGUGCCAGAACGAGGCAUCACGAUCAACGCCUUUGAUCCGGGCCUGAUGCCUGGAACAGGCCUCGCUCGUGUGGCAGUCUGGUACCAGAGGAUUCUGUGGUUCUACGUUCUUCCGUACAUCAUGCCGCUGCUCAAAUUACUGAUACCAAAUGUCCAUACGGCGGAGGAAUCGGGUCAUUCUCUUGCUCGUUUGGCUGUGGGGAAAGAAGUCGAGGGUGUGAGUGGAAGGUACUUCGAAGGCUCGAGAGAAAUCAAAUCUAGUAAUGAUAGCUACGAUGAGAGCAAGCAGGAAGAUCUGUGGACAUGGACUAUUGACUAUCUGUCAAAUGGGAGUGAUUCUGAUAAAGCACGUUUUGAGUCGUUCGCUUAG